CAGCACAAACCCACCUCUGUCUGUGCAGUAAAGCCCCAAAACAGACUGACCUAAUGGCAGCUCACUGAAAACACAAGUCUGUGGCGUUUCUAUAAGGAUGGCUGUGGAUUCAUUAUCUCCAGACUGGGAGUUUGACCGCUUUGAUGAUGGAUCACAAAAAAUCCACACAGAAGUGCAGGUUAAAAACUAUGAGCGGUUUUUAGAAGAAUACACCGCUCAGCUACAGGGUAUUGAAGAAGCAUUAGAUGACUCAAUUGGAGAUGUGUGGGACUUCACUCUGGACCCCAUCGCUUUAAAGCUCCUGCCUUAUGAACAGUCCUCAUUGUUGGAGCUCAUAAAGACGGACAAUAAGGUGCUUAAUAAAGUCAUCACAGUGUAUGCAGCGCUUUGUUGUGAGGUGAAAAAGCUGAAACAUGAGGCUGAAACCAAGUUCUACAAUGGCUUGUUGUAUUAUGGUGAAGGAGUUUCGGACACUAGUGUGGUGGAAGGAGAGUCUCAGAUUCAGAUGGGCCGCUUCGUUUCCUUCUUACAGGAGCUGUCUUGCUUUGUGUCACGAUGUUUUGAGGUGGUGGUCAACAUGGUUCAUCAGUUAGCUGCUUUGUACAACAGCAGCAAGGGUGCAACAAAAAUCAUUGAGUCCACAGGUGUACACUUUCAGACAGUGUAUGAACAUCUGGGAGAGCUUUUGGUGGUCCUCAUAACCCUGGAUGAGAUCAUGGAGAACCAUGCCACGCUUAAAGAACACUGGAAGAUGUACAAAAGGUUGCUGAAAUCUGUCCAUCAUAACCCAGCAAAGUUUGCCAUUCCAGAGGAGAAGCUAAAACCCUUUGAGAAGCUCAUAUUUAAGCUGGAGGGGCAGCUGUUGGACAGCAUGAUCUUUCAGGCUUGUGUGGAACAAAGGUUUGAUAACCCAGGCGAAAAUGUAUCCGUCUCUAAAAACAGUGCCUUUGCAGAAGAGUUUGCGUACAAUAUCAGAACCAUUUUUGCCAACGUUGAGUCGAAGCUUGGAGAGUCAUCAGAGACCGAUCAGCGGGAUAAAUAUACGGGUGUUUGUGGCCUAUUUGUGCUCCACUUCCAUAUCUUCAGAGCUGUGGACAAGAAGAUCUACAAGUCCCUGCUGGAUGUGUGUAAAAAGGUUCCUGCAGUGACAUUAGCAGCUAAUAUAAUCUGGUUUCCGGACACAUUUCUGAUUAAUAAAGUUCCAGCGGCAGCUAAACUGAUGGACAAGAAGAGUCUCCAGAGCAUUCGCAGCAGUAGAGAUGUGUUUCUGCAGCAAAAAGCUCAGACACUUAUGAAGGACAUGCAGUCCUACUACAUAUUUGUGACCUCCUGGAUGAUGAAGAUGGAAUCAAUAUUAUCAAAAGAACCAAAACCAGACAAACUGUCAGAGGACUUGAGCAACCGGUGUAAUAUCUUUGUGCAGGGAAUACUGUACGCUUACAGCAUCAGCACUGUCAUCAAGACCACUAUGAAUAUGUACAUGUCCAUGCAGCGGCCCAUGACCAAGACCUCGGUGAAGGCCCUGUGCCGAUUGGUCGAGCUGUUAAAAGCUGUAGAGCAUACGUUCCACCGCCGCUCACUGGUCGUAGCAGAUUCAGUGUCUCACAUCACACAACAGCUACAGUCUCAGGCUCUGAUCGCUAUCUCUACGGCUAAGAAACGAGUGAUCUCUGAUAAAAAGUACAGCGAGCAGAGGCUGGAUGUGCUGUCAGCUCUGGUUCUGGCCGAAAACACUCUGAAUGGGCCGAGCACCAAAGAGAGGAGAUUGAUCGUGUCUCUGGCUCUCAGUGUUGGCACUCAGAUGAAAACUUUCAAGGAUGAAGAACUCCUGCCUUUACAGCUUGUGCUGAAAAAACUAGACUUAAUCAGUGAACUAAGAGAACGAGUCAAAGUGCAAUGCGACUGUGGUUUUCUGUACUGGCAUCGUACUGUCUUCCCCAUCUACCUGGAUGACGUGUAUGAAAAUGCUGUGGAUGCUGCCAGAAUUCAUUACAUGUUCAGUGCUCUGAGAGACUGUGUGCCCACCAUGCUACAUGCCAAACACAUGGAGUCAUGUGACCAACUGCUGGAGUGUUAUGACACUGAGAUCAUGGAAAUCCUGAAUGAGCACCUGCUAGAUAAGCUGUGUAAAGAGAUCGAGAAGGACCUGCGCUUAUCUGUGCACACACACCUCAAACUGGAUGACCGAAACCCUUUCAAAGUGGGCAUGAAGGAUCUGGCUCACUUUUUCUCCCUCAAACCCAUUCGCUUCUUCAACCGUUUCAUCGACAUCAAAGCCUAUGUGACUCACUAUCUAGACAAGACAUUUUACAACUUGACGACCGUGGCUCUUCAUGAUUGGGCGACGUACAGUGAGAUGAGGAACCUAGCAACCCAACGCUACGGUUUGGUCAUGACCGAGGCUCAUCUUCCCAGCCAAACUCUGGAACAGGGGCUGGACGUCCUGGAGAUCAUGAGGAAUAUUCACGUCUUUGUGUCUCGCUACCUUUACAACCUAAACAACCAGAUCUUCAUUGAGAGGACCAGCAACAACAAACACUUAAACACCAUAAACAUCCGCCAUAUCGCCAACUCCAUUCGAACUCAUGGAACCGGUAUCAUGAACACAACGGUGAAUUUCACAUAUCAGUUCCUUCGCAAGAAGUUCUACAUUUUCAGUCAGUUCAUGUACGACGAGCACAUCAAAUCCAGACUCAUCAAAGACAUCCGAUUCUUUAGGGAAACCAAGGAUCAAACCGACCAAAAGUACCCGUUUGAGCGAGCAGAGAAGUUCAACCGUGGUAUCAGGAAGUUGGGUCUUACUCCAGAUGGUCAGAGCUACCUGGACCAGUUCAGACAGCUAAUCAGUCAGAUCGGCAAUGCGAUGGGUUAUGUGCGCAUGAUUCGCUCAGGAGGCCUGCACUGCUGCAGCAGCGCUAUUAGGUUUGUUCCUGAUCUAGAGGACAUUGUGAACUUUGAGGAGCUGGUGAAAGAGGAAGGCCUUUCUGAAGAGACCCAAAAAGCCGGCAGCCAACUGGACUGUGUGCUAAGCGACCUGACCAGCAACUCUGCCGAAGGAACUGAGUACUUCAAGAUGCUGGUGGGGGUUUUUGCACCAGAGUUUCGCAGCGUCAAGAACAUGCACUUGAGGAACUUCUACAUGAUUGUUCCUCCUCUGACCGUAAACUUCGUGGAACACUCCAUCAGCUGCAAAGAAAAGCUGAACAAGAAGAAUAAAGUGGGAGCUGCGUUUACAGACGAUGGUUUCGCCAUGGGAGUUGCUUACAUCUUGAAGCUUCUAGACCAGUAUCAGGAGUUUGACUCCCUCCACUGGUUCCAGGCUGUAAGGGAAAAGUAUGUGAAGGAAAUGAAUGCGGUGGUGAAGGAGCAGAACGUUCAAUCCACUAGCCAAGAUGAGAAGCUCAUGCAGACCAUGAACCUGACCCAGAAGAGACUUGACGUAUAUCUGCAGGAGUUUGAGUUGCUGUAUUUCUCACUGAGCAGUGCUCGGAUCUUCUUCAGAGCUGAUAAAACAGCAGCAGAGGAGACCCAGGAAAAGAAGGACAAAGAGGAAGGUGCCAAAACUGGUCCUGUUUCCUCGACAGCUGAGGGCUCUCCUGGGGAACCUAGUGCCAAGUAAAAGCACCAAGCAGAUUGAAUAGUAUAAAUCACUUUAAGGACAAGGACUUGUUCCAGAGGAGGUUACAGAUAUUGACCCUUCAGCCAUUAUGCUUAUGGAGUCUGUACAGCAUCAUUUUUGGCUAGACGCUGCCUACUCACAUUCAACUGGAACUGACUGUGGAAUCGACCAUUGCAUCGUUUUUAGACCUUGAUUGUUUUAUGUAUCUUCAGUGACCUUCAUCAGCAGUUAUGUUUUCCAUAAUGAUUUGUGGUCACGUAAAUUAGUAGAUGGUGUCUGUAUUGUUUUUUUUGUUGGUAACAUCUUGAAUAUUAGGCACAGAUAUUUUUAUAUGACAAAUCAAUCUUGUGGAUAGAUGUUUUAGAUAGAGAAAUGUCAAACUCAGCAAGAUGAUUUAAAAUUCACCGUAAUGUUUUGUUUUCAAACCCAUAUGAUGAUAAUUCAGUGAAAUUAUUAGAAACUAGAAAUUAUUUUUAACAAACUACGACAAAUUUCUUUUCCAUACAAUGAAAGUUAAUGGAGAUCAUUUCGGUUCCCUUCGACUUUCAUUUGUUCUUUAAAAAAAUAGAAUUAAAGAAAGUCAAACAGGUUUUGAACAAGUAAAUGAUGGCAGACUUUUAAUAUAUCUGGGUGAAUUAUACUUUCAAUGUUGAUUUUGUAAACAAACAUGCCACUUUUUUUGGAAAUGGGCUCAUUUUAGAAGACCCCUGCAGUUAAACUAUUGAGUUUUGCCAUUUUUAAAUCCAUUCAUCUGAUCUCUGAAUCUGAUGGGAGGUUUUUUUUAACUUAGCUUAGCAUAAAUGGUUGAAUCGGAUUAGACCAUUUGCAUCUUUUGUAUUUCUUGAAAGAGUAUAAUUUAAGUGAAAUUCUUAUGGUCUAAUCUGAUUCAAUGAUUUAUGCUAGGCUAAGAUAAAAGUGCUCUUGCUGGGACGUCUUCAAUUCCAGUUGAAACAGAAUAUUAAGUAGGGGUGGGGUUUUCUUUUUGAGUUAAGCCUCAUUCACACUGAGUGACUCGCAGCAGCAAAUUUCAACAGAGAGUCCAUGACUUCCAGCAACCUCCAUCUACGUGAACAACAGCGACUGUUGAUGACCAGGUGGGCAUGUCGAGUGACACGACAAAGUUGAGAAACCUUCAACUUUCUUGAGCGACAGCCAAUGAAGCACCAGUAGACCUCACGUGAUCCUCUGGUUGUAUUCUCCGUGCUGUUGACCUACACAGACCUGUUUGCAGCAUGUCGCCAUCGAGAGCAACAGGCAGCUACAAAGUCGCUGCUAGUGUGAAUGAGGCAUUACUCUUCUAAGAAAGUCAAAACACUUAAAAAAAAAAAAACUAUACAUAUAUAUAUUUUUAAGCGAUAUGCUAAUGGUCUAAUCUGAUUCAAUUAUUUAUGCUAAGCUAAGAUAAAAGUGCUCCUGUCAGACACAAAGAUCGGCUGAGUGGAUUCAAAAAUGCUAAAACUCAACUAACUCAAGUGGACUUGUAAAAUGAACCUACUUCCAAAAAAAAAAACCUGUUUAAAAUAGAAUUCUAUAGUUCUCUUUUCAUCCAGAAUACUAAUUUACUAAUUUCAGAGCUGAAUCUUAUUGUGAAUGAUCUAUAACAUAGAAUGUAGCACACAUUGUUCAGUCUAUUUGUGCUGCCUAAACAGAAAAACAUCAAUCAUCCUUGAGCACUGUGAUGGAAGUUGAAUUGCACUUGCCUUAAAGCUGCUGCUGUCUUUCAGUAUUCAGAGUGAUCGACUAGAGCACUACACAGCAGUUUCUUCAUUCCAUCCGAUUGAUUCCUCUUUGCCUAUUUUGUAAGCAGUCGUGUUGUAUAUUACCUCAUUAACCUCAUGGCAUCUAUAUUAAAAGACUUGGAAAAGAAGCAAA
Molecule: messenger RNA, 5491 nt
Organism: Danio aesculapii
Lineage: Eukaryota; Metazoa; Chordata; Actinopteri; Cypriniformes; Danionidae
Gene: washc4
Product: WASH complex subunit 4
Exons: 33
Coding region: 98-3619 (1173 amino acids)
Biological process (GO): endosome organization; endosomal transport
Cellular component (GO): WASH complex; endosome
Source: RefSeq, a predicted model, not a curated record